AUGGCUAAACGACAAGGAAAAAAAGAAAUUGCAGUGCACGAAGAAGAAGAGAAGCAUAUAGAACAGAUGAAAAUGGAAGUAGAGGAUGAAAUAUCCAAGCUCCCUCAAAACAAUCCUUCAAAGUGCGAAGGUCUCAUUCGAAGGUUGCACAAAAAAGUAAAUGCUCUUAAAAAGCAAGACGUCAAAAAUGAUCUCCUAAGUCAGCUAAGAUCUGCUUCAUGCUAUGGAUUAGAACCAGAACUCAAAGAUAUGAUGGAGAAAAAUGGUUUGGAGUUAGAAGGACUUGAACUUGUGGUACACUACCUAACAAACAAGGCAGAACUUGCAAAAUACUUCCACCUCAAUCCUCAGGAGGUUGUGGUCAAGGACGGCCUGAGUGUCAUAAAAAGACGACUUGGACCAAGUCUGGAAGUGCUUGGUGGCUUGAGCUCCAAGGGAAUUGAUGUUGAACAAGAUUGGGUCAACUGUUUGGUUGGAAAGGCUCCAUCUCUUGAGGCGCUCGGUCGUAUCUCCGCUGAAGACCUUGAUGCUCUUGAAGCUAAUCCUGGAGAAAAAAACGAGGUUAGGCGCCUGUUUAAAGCUGAAUUGAAUAACACUGAACCUUCUGAAGCUGAAAAAGCUGGCGAAGAGAAGAAAGCUAUUGAUGAAGAAAAGCUAGAAAAGGCUAAGGCUCUGAUGAAAGAGGCAAGUGAAAAGGCAAAAGAGGAGUCAGAGCAAGCAAAAAAAGCAGUAAGUGAGAAGAUGGCUGAAAUUGGAAAAAUCCUCCAGCUGCCACCUGAUUGGAAUAAACAGGAGAGUGGAAAAAAACCUGACGAACUGUUGACGCACUUAAAUCAAGUAAUUGAACAGUUCGAAAACGCUGUAGAAGUCAGUGAAAGUUACAAAAGCGACCUCGAAAUAGUUAAGAAAGCCAGUGGAGGCCGAGCGCUCUGUGGAAUCUAUCACUCAGCGUACAACCCGCCAAAAACGGCGGAACGACCUCUCAUCCUUAUGCCCACAGAGGUAACACUGGGUAGUCCUAACAACUCUCAGCAGAUCAAUUACUUGAAGUUCUCUGAAAGCAUGGCUGCCUCAAGGUAUGCCCACGCCGUAAAAUCGUCAAGCACUAACAUUGGGUUCAGUGUCGGUGGUUUUGUAGAGCUCUUCGUUGGAGAAGCUCAUGGUAGUUACGCCUCCAGCUUCGAAAGUCAAGGGACAAGUUCAGUAAAAAAGAAAACCAGUAGCGUCUCUGUACUGCAAUAUGUUUGGAUUGCAACCAAGACCUUUAAACUAGAGCAAGAGCAGAUGAGGCUGUCCAUGAGUGCAAGAAAUAUGGCAAGAUCCAUUACGAAAGCCUCUGAUCCCAGUGCAGCAGCUCGUCGAUUCAUGAAUCGCUACGGAAGUCACUUUCCAGCAGGCCUGCACUCACUUGGUGGUGUCCUCUUUCGGAUUGUAGACGCCGAGAGCAGUGCAGAAAUAGAAACGUCUGUCUUCACGGAGAAAGCGGCGAAGGAGCUUCAAGGUCAAAUAUCGGUUGGCUUCCUUGGAGGAGCAUUUGGAAUCGGAGCCAGCAUAAGCGGCGGACACAGUAAUACUAGCGGUGAGCUACAAGCAGAAGAGAAAAAAGCUGAAGCUGCUUCUUAUAGGUACUCCUUCCAGGCCAUGGGUCCAGCAGCCACAAACCCUACUACAUUCACUAAGUUGCUGGCUAACAACUCAACUUGGGCUUUAAUUGAUCGUGGUAGCCCUCUGGCUUACAUACCAGUUUGGGAACUGUUAACAGACCUUGGUGACCCUGCCUUCAACAUGGCAGCCGGAGUCCUAGAAGAGACUUGGAAAGAAGACGAGUUGAAGAAAAGUAAGAAGAUUGCUCGCGCUGAAUUCAAAAUAUCCGAGAUCAUUAAGGGAGAACUAGAAACGCUGGCAAAUAGUUACAUAGACAAGGUUUGUUUAGUUUUCUUUCUUAAUUUUUGUUUUGCAACCUUUCGAAAUCGGCUCCUUAAGUCUUAAAACCUGCUUUGAGAGACCAAGUAACUUCUUUUCUGAUCUUUAAACUCCUCGAGGGAAAUUGAAAAAAAUUUUGGAGAUAUUUAAAGACUACUGUUGAAAAAAACUUGAGCUAGGUUUGUAUGUAACAUUAUUGUUAUGGUUUUAGAGCUGAUUAUUUCAAAUAAAACAUACAAACGUUUUGCAGUCUAUUUUUAUCUGGUAAAACUUUUCUCAAGAAAUGUAUUUGCACUCGACACGGGUACGUGAACUUACUGCUUGUGAAUUCAGCUUUGCCUCUCAUCUUACAUGGGUGUGCCUUUCUUUCAAACUGUGAAAUAUAGAUAGUUCUUCCGGCUGAUAUGUUUUCGGUCGGCUAAAUGAUUAAAUGAAAGUUAUGCAAGUAAGAAGUUUAGGUAACAGUUUGAUGAUCUUUAAAACUGACGAGUAAGACCAAAAGAUUAUAAUCUUGAGGAAACCUAAGGAAAAAUAUUGGUAACAGACAUCCAAGGAAUUGAGAAAUUCCUUCAUCAGAAAUAGCAAAAGUCGGAUGGAAAUAUUUAAAAUCUAUAACUUUGUCUCAGAGAUAAGUUAACUGAUCCUUCUCCCCAGUUACUUUUUUUUCAUAAAAUCUGGUGCUACCUUAAAUGUAAUGAUUAUGAAAAUCACAAUAAGCUAUAUGGUCUUACAUCCAUGCAUGUUUAUGAACUGCGAAAAGGGGAUAAUGAUACUUUUUCUCCUGCAGAAACCAAAUCCGGACGGGUACGGACAUAGGCCGAAAAAUGCUGCUCAGCUGUUGAAGUUCCAGGAAAUCAACUUGUCGCGUGGAAGUGCCUACACCAAAGCUGUGGAUAUCAUUAUGGAAGAUCCAAGGUACCGUAUUUGCGAAAUUGCUUGGUGUGUUGGAGAUUCGUACUCUUUAUGUUGUUGGCAGGCAGCAAAAAAGGAAGAAAUGACCUACCAAAAAGUCGAUGGAGAACAUGUCCUGUUUUACAGUGAAGCGCUAUUCCGGUGGAAAGAUUUAGUUCCACCUGGGGAGUAAAAGGUAUUGUUACCAAAUUGAGGCUUAGAGUAAUCAAGCAGGUUGAUACUGGUCAUAGUGCUCUUAUCCUAAAGAAAUGCAAGUAACACAUCUACCGCCUUUUUAGUACUUCCACCACUUUCUGAUCCUUCAUCAAAAUGGCGACCAAAGUAGAAAUUUAUUCAUGUAAUAUUAGCCUCAGAGCUAGGAAUGCAGAAAGUGUUCAACAUUUGGAUCAAAACUACUGUGGACAAUCUGAGUGUUUUCAAUAUCAAAAGACUCUAUAAUGACCCUCCCUCCCCCGAAAAAAAAAGGGUAGGUUAAUAUUCUGAAUUUGAAUGAUAUUUUCCUGGCUGAAACUACACUUGAUUAAAUGAAACUUUGUAAGAUUACAAAAUAAGGUUAUAAAAUGAUAGGUACCCAUUGUGAGAUCGGUUUGAUUUUCCAGCAAAUUUUAAUUAUUUCAGGCUUCACAUUUGGCAGCUAUUUUGGGUCAGGGUCUGUUGAUAAUUAAUACAAAAUAGAAUAACAGUUAUCUGGAGUGAAAGUGAUAUGAAAAUCAUGCGAAGUUUGACAAUUUGAGAUUUGACAUUUGAUCGCCAUUUUGGAUAGGGGUCGGUACGUCUUAUAGCAGAGUUCUUGUAAGAUGUCUCUUGUAAUGCAUGGGCUCUGUCCACUUUAAAGGAGAGCGAACUGCGCAGUGUAGUUUUCCUGAAAACAUGUACAAUUAAUAUUUAGAAAAUCAACUUUUCCUGUUGUCCUGUUAAGGAAUCCAAUGGAUAGUUUUGUUUAUUUUUUAGCCAGACUUUUUCCUACUGUACUUGAAGUACAUGAGGCAAUACUUUUCCUAGUUGUAAUGUUUAUUUUAAGGGGUUGUUAUUAUAUACUUUGGAGUUUGAUAUGAUCCCUUCCCAUGUUGCCCACCCUUUUGCUUUGGAAUUUUUAAGUUCUAACUAAAUGAACACAAACAAUCUUGAGUGAAUGUUGAUGCGCUAUUGGCUUCAGUUGGAGUGAACUUAUGAUUCGACCACAAUUUUUGCCCCCUCUUUCUUAAUUCUUGGGAUCCACCUUAUAAUUCAGUGUAAUUUGUGUACAAUUCAAAAAAGGGUCUGCAUUUUAUAACUUUUGCUGUUUCCUAGAAAUUACAUUGCCCUCAAAUAGAAAAAUUGGAGGGCAUUAAAGACCUUUUAUCAACUAGACGCAAUAGACAUUUGUUCAGAGUUUUUCGUUACUUUGUUAGAGUGCUAAAAAUUUUUAAGUUUUUACAAAAAACCGACAAUAGUUAGAUGAAGGAGGCUGUAGGUGUUUGUCCUAGUGACAAAGUUUGUGUGGACGCGUGAAAUUUCAGUGAAGGUAAAUGUGUUUACUGUCGAGUGCAUUUAUACAAUACUAACGUUAUCUAAGCAAAUAUGUUUGUUUGAUUAGUUGAGUGUUUUAAGUUUUCUCUAUUUUGAUAAUUACGGUUUUCCUCCACUGAAAGUUAGUAGAGGUGAAUCGAGUGUGUGUUUGAUAACUGUAUCAACUUGUGGUUUUUUUCCUUUGAAAUUUGAGUGUGUUGAGAGUCAGAUUUUUAGGGCAGAGCUACAAUCACUUCAAUUAUGCUGAUUUCGGAACUGGACAGCCGGACUAUCGAAUGUCACGUUCUGUUGUUCAGAUUGAUCCAAUUUCUUGAUUAUCAGCCAGCAACAGAAAAUGGUCUACCCUGGUUAAAUACAUCGACGAGGUAACAGCUACUGAAAUAGAGAAGCUCCAUGGCUUCAAUCAAAAUGAUAUAGAGCUAGAAUACUAGUGAUAGCAGAGCUAGAGUAAAGUUUUAUGCCGGAAAAGUGUAUUUGUAAGUAAUUGCACAUUGUUGGAAAUCACAGUUUGAGUUUAAGAGGUGAACGGAGUCAUCGAUUACCAAACAAUUUAAAAUUAUUUUGGAAGUAAUAGAGCAAUUUUCCAUCGAGUGUUGAAAGUAAUCCGGAGUUGCACUGUUUUUGCUUUACUUCGUUCUAUGAUUGGUCAUGAAAACUCGCACCUCUCUCUUCACCAAUCAGAUGCAAGACCAGACUAAAAACCAAUCCUGACUUGAUCACCCGCACUUUAGGCAGUUAACUCGUUUUUACUUUGAGUUCUCAUCAGAUAUUAAAGAUGUUUUCCAUUCUUCUGAUUGGCUGUUGCGAGUACUUUGGUUUUGGUUUUGCGACACUCAAUCGAAGAGUGCUCUAUAAUUUAUCGUAGGUUUUUAUUUUAGUUGUCAGUUAAUCUAAUGAAGAAGUGAUAGAGGCAGAGGCAGUAUUAAAUAACGAGAGCAGGAUUUAGUAUGACUGAUAACAACGCUGGGCAAUCGCAAGAAAUUUGUGCAGUUCAACUUUUCAGCCUUAAAGUUUUAACUAUGCAUAUAUUUAAUGAAAGUUUUUUUUAGGUAGCAGCUAUUUCCUUAAGAUUGUCCAGAACGAAACAUUUUUUUACCUUCAACCUAAGUGGUGUGAAGUUAGAAUAUGUUGUGGAAAGAUUGCGUUCAUUGAAUACUCGUGGUUUGUAACUGCAUGUACUGCUGUUAAGUGCUUACUUUUGUACAUUCUCUGAGAAGAGAGAAAAAAUGGAUUACAUUGAAGUUUUACCACUUGCUCGUUCUUAUUUUUACGGGAACUCCUUAUGAAAGAGCUGCAGUGUUAGUUUUAAUUUGUUACUAGCGUCGGAUAUAGAAAGGUUGAACGAUAUCAACGCUUAUAGCAAACAGGGUUAUCUUAUUUUCAACUCUGCCUUAGUGCCUCUCUACUAAAUGUAAUCAAGAACUUAACAAGCAAUAAACUGACUCGGUGUGUUCAAGUUUCAUAUUGUUCUGAUUAUUUUAUUCAAUGGUGAUCAACCCCCUCCCAGGGACAGGGUACCAUAGGGUAUGGUUACUG
Messenger RNA from Pocillopora meandrina, 5880 nucleotides. The record is from the annotation of a GenBank genome assembly. Lineage: Eukaryota; Metazoa; Cnidaria; Anthozoa; Scleractinia; Pocilloporidae.